This is a messenger RNA of Myripristis murdjan (pinecone soldierfish), 4859 nucleotides long. It is a transcript of the gene pitpnm3, whose product is annotated as PITPNM family member 3. Gene Ontology annotation, cellular component: cytoplasm. Gene Ontology annotation, biological process: phospholipid transport. Bases 429 to 3305 code for a protein of 958 amino acids. Gene Ontology annotation, molecular function: phosphatidylcholine intramembrane carrier activity; phosphatidylcholine binding; phosphatidylinositol binding. The record is from RefSeq and is a predicted model, not a curated record. NCBI's taxonomy places the organism in Eukaryota, Metazoa, Chordata, Actinopteri, Holocentriformes, Holocentridae. The transcript is spliced from 20 exons.
UUCAGCCGCGGACGUGCGCACCGCUGGAGGCAGUCGAGCUCUGACUGUGCGGGGCUUGUUUGGAGGAACUCUGCCUGAUGUUACAGCGGAGGGGAGCAGGGUGGGCAUGACAUGUGAGCCAAGUCUGCACACAUUCACAACCAAUACCGAAACUAUGUCUGCGGCACGGGCGGAUCGUUGCUGUGAGGGACUUGACACAGGUGAAUGAGAGCGUAGCUGCACAUUUCCUGUUUUUUUUUUUUUUUGCUGUUGCCCUUUUCUCUCCACGCCGGAGGAGAGGGACACGGCAGACGCGGUGCUUGUUUCACCCUCCGCCUGGCAGGCGUCAAGGCGCAGGGACGGUGGAGGAGGCACCUCUGUGUUAACUAACCCGACCGCCUCACCGCACACGAUCCCGGCUCAACGGCGGAAAUCACAGAGAGGACACUAUGUCGAAGGAGGCGAGAGGAAAAGGCUCGUCACGAAAGCACAGCGCCUCUCACUGGUGCAUACAGAAUAUUGCACAGGAAUCCGUCGACAGCUCCGACGAGGAGUUUUUUGAUGCAAGAGAUGUUAUGGAAGGGAAGAGCGCCAUUCUGCUGGGCAUGAGUCAGUGGAACUCAAAUGACCUGGUGGAGCAGAUUGAAACUCUCGGACACAUGGAGGACCAGUCACAUGAGAACCUGUACCACCUGGGUGGCCCGCGCUGUGCACCUCAGAGCAGCAUCGAAGGUCUGGAGGACCCGGAGAAGAAAUGUAAGACCCACGUGUUGCUGCUCGUGGUGCACGGUGGAAACAUCUUGGACACUGCAGGUGGAGACCCCGGCACGAAGGCCGGUGACGUGGCGACGCUGGCGUCGGUGCUGGAGAAGGUGACACGGGCACAUUUCCAGGCUGCUGCCGAACAUGUGAUGAUCAAGCUAGUGCCGUGCCCAGCUGUGUGCGCCGAGGCUUUCUCCCUGGUGUCCAACUUGAACCCGUACAGCUACGAUGAGAGCUGUGUGUCCAGUAGUGUGGACCACCUGCCCCUGGCGGCCCUGCCGCUCCUAGCCAUUGUGUCACCACGCUACCAGGACGCGGUGGCGACUGUCAUUGCCCGAGCCAACCAGGUCUACCAUAGCUUCCUCCAGUCAGAGGACGGCCAGGGAUUCACGGGUCAGGUGUGUCUGAUGGGCGACUGCGUGGGGGGCGUCCUAUGCUUCGAUGCACUGUGUUUCAGCAACCACCAGAGGCCUGGCAGCCCCAACAACAGCAGCAGGAACAACAGCACCGAGAGUCUGAAGGAUAAUCCGGGCCUGCUAGGCGAGGCCAGCCCAGGUCUGAGCUCCAGCAAGAGGCUGAGUAAGAGCAACAUCGAUAUCUCCGCCCCCAACGACGGACAUGGCCAGGGCAGUCAGCCGCUCAGCCGCAAGCAGAGCGACUCGUACGAUGGAGACACCUCGUCCACGUGCCAACACAGCUUCUUUUCCAGUUUAAUGAAAGAGGGUGUGGAGGUGCGCGGCGGCAGCAACACCAGUCUGGUGUUGAACCCGGGUCGAUUCGACUUUGAGGUGUCAGAUUGCUUCCUGCUGGGCUGUCCGCUGGGACUUGUUCUGGCCAUGAGACGCACUGUACUGCCUGCCAUCCAGGUGAGCCAGCUUCAUCCAGCCUGCUCUCAGAUUUUCAACCUCUUCUACCCCUCGGACCCUUCAGCCUCCAGACUCGAGCCGCUGCUUCAGCCCCUCUUCCACAAGCUGUCCCCAUUUGCGGUCCCGCGCUACCAGCGCUACCCCCUGGGGGACGGACGCCCCACGCUUAUAGUGGACAGUAUUCAUAGCUACCCAGAUGUAUUUUUGGAAGGUGAGCAAACUCCUGGGGGCUCCGUGUCACAGCCCUCCUCCGAGACAGAGCCUGAUGGAGGAGGGAGAGAGGGAGGAGGAGAAGGAGGUCGCAGGGCCAGUGUGACCAGCGUGGAAAGUGAAGCAUCCGUUUACUCAAUGGGCCGGCUGGGGAGCACGAUUGCCAACAUCUCUAGUAGCUGGUGGGGCUCCAAACGGCUGGAUUAUGCUCUGUACUGUCCUGAUGUGCUGACUGCCUUCCCCACAGUGGCUCUGCCCCACCUCUUUCACGCCUCCUACUGGGAAUCCACCGACGUAGCAGCUUUUGUUCUCCGGCAGCUCAUGCGAUGUGACUGUGUGAAGACCCAGGAAGCCAACAGCUUGGACUCGGCUCCCUUCUCUCCCUCCAGCCCGCGAGAAAAAUGGCUCCGCAGGAGGACACACGUCAAACUAAGGAAUGUCACCGCCAACCACCGGGUGAAUGAUGUCAUCGCCACCGAGGAGGGACCUCAGACUCUGGUCGGCCGCUUCAUGUACGGCCCGCUGGACAUGGUCACUCUUACGGGAGAAAAGGUAGACAUCCUGCUCAUGACGCAGCCUCAGUCGGGACGCUGGGUGCACUUUGACACCGAGGUGACCAACAGCAGCGGCAGAAUCACGUACACCAUACCCAAGAGCAAGAAGCUCGCCCUGGGAGUCUAUCCCAUCAAAAUGGUGGUCAAGGGGGACCAGACAAGUGCAGAGGCCUACUUGACAGUGUUGCCACGGGGCAUGGAGUGUGUCGUCUUCAGCAUUGAUGGCUCUUUUGCUGCCAGUGUCUCCAUCAUGGGUAGUGACCCCAAGGUCCGCCCUGGAGCUGUAGAUGUUGUCAGGCACUGGCAGGACCUGGGCUAUCUGAUCAUCUACAUCACAGGCCGUCCUGAUAUGCAGAAACAGCGCGUCGUAUCGUGGCUCUCUCAGCACAACUUCCCCCAUGGGAUGAUAUUCUUUUCGGAAGGCCUGGUCCACGAUCCCCUUCGCCAAAAGACCAUCUUUCUCAGGAACCUAGUGCAGGAGUGUCACAUUAAGAUCAACUCUGCCUAUGGCUCCAUGAAGGACAUCUCAGUUUACAACAUGCUGGGCCUGGGCCCUUCCCAGAUUUAUAUUGUGGGCAGGCCCUCUAAGAAGUACCAGAAUCAGUGCCAGUUCCUGAGUGAAGGCUACGCAUCGCACCUCUCCUCCCUCCAGUUCGGGCACAGGGCCCGACCCAAGAAAACUUCCUCGGUUCGCAUGGUUCUCAGGAAGGGAUCGUUUGGUCUUUCGGCGAAGCCUGAUUUCCUGUGUAAGCGCACCCACCUGCGCAGGACCAUGUCAGUCCAGCAGCCUGACCCGCCUUGCACGCCCAAUCCCAAGCCCGAGCGCGCCCAGAGCCAGCCGGAGUCAGACAAGGACCAUGGGGGAGGAGGAGGGGGAGGCGGACAGGGCAUGUGGGGGCGAGCCUCCAUGCAUCGUGGAGACACAACUCCCUGACGUCGAAAAAGAGACGGAAGGAUGGCGGGAGGACAGAAAAGGAGGAGAGCAACGGGUAGUCAGUGUCCAGGGCCAAGUGUCGUUGAUACCUGCCUGUACCUUGGAUCCUCUGCUGGUGACCCCUGCAGCAGUGCUUUACCUCCUGCUUGGCCCUCUACACUUUGACACCUGUUUGGUCCUUUUACUUGAAAUGCUCAGUGGAUAAUGUCACUUUGUCUUUGUGCCUGAAAUUUUAAGCUGUUGCUUGAAAUAGCAGUGAUUAUUAUGAAUGUCGGUGUCCAGCUCAAAAUAGGUCUGAUGUGGCAAUAGUGAAGGCGUUACAGUGAAACAACCGUGUACUAUAAGAAGAAGAAUGCACUUCACUACUGUGCUACACAGAGUAUACAUAUGUAUACGAGCACACAUGCACUCAUGCUCAUGUUUCAUAAGAUGACAAAUGCAUCUUGAAGGUUUUCCCUCUGGACUGGAGACCUGCUGAGAUUUAUGUGGAAACGUCCCAGCUCAAGCAAUACAUCAUCCGACGCUCUACCGCUCUAAGACCCCACACACACUGCUGUGCUGACAGGCGGUCAUGCUGAUUCCUGCAGUGACACUCCGCCAAUGUAAAUACUCGACAUGCAUCAUCCCUGCGUGGGCGCCUGGACACGGCCGCGCUGUGGCCUUUGGGUUCAAGCCGUAGACACGAACUCUGUGAUCUCGAGCCCAAUCCGCCAACCCGGCUGAACCCUGGCCUCUGCCUCCACCUCAGUCUUAACUGUUUUGUGUGAUCCUUGCUCGCCGGCUCGCUCGCUCGCUCGCUCCUCCCCACCCCUCAACCAGUCAGGCAGAACAUGCCUUUCGACAGCCGCCUCAGCCUGGCCGCGCGGCCACCAAACCACCGUGGCGUGCACGGCUCAACCCCUGAGGUUGCACUUGCACUACUGAAGUACAGCGCAGUGGCUCUCAAUUAAGCUGUGGUACUUGCUUCAGACACAAAAAAAGUUGUAUUUGUAGAGUUUACUGGAGGCUCAGAGGGAAGGACAUUGUGUGAAGUUGUUUAAAGACGUGGCAGAGCUGACCAAAAAACGAACAAAACAUGUUUACAGAAUUGUAAUUCAAAGAGAACCACGCAGCUGUAGAGAGUAACCACAACUUGCUGUUUAGCUGUACAUUGAAAGUGACAGUUUAUUUAUUGUCAUCGGCAUCAGUAGUUCAGUAGUUCAGUGUUCAGUUGCUAGAGAGUUGCAGUAGCUCCAAUAAUAGCAGGGUAUUGUACAGUAGACCCCAUGCCAGUUGAAAUGCCCUUGCAUCCAUUUAUAACAACUGCACUGGAACCGAUAGAUUUGUGAUGAAAUGUUACGCUCUCGUGUGUGCUCGAGGCUGAUUCGAGUCGUACCGUCGCUGUGUUAAAGCUGUGUGCAAGUUAAACAUAUUUUUCUAUGAGGAAAUACUGUACAUAGAAAUAUUUUCAAUGUAUGUUUUUGAACUUUUGUCGUUCGAAUUGUCAAAUGGUUGAUUUUGCCUUAAAUUGUAUUUGACGUUGUGCAAAGAUGUAAAAAAAAAAAAAAAAAAAAA